Messenger RNA from Penicillium odoratum, 2133 nucleotides. RefSeq names its product putative forkhead transcription factor Fkh1/2. Gene Ontology annotation, molecular function: protein binding; DNA-binding transcription factor activity, RNA polymerase II-specific; RNA polymerase II cis-regulatory region sequence-specific DNA binding. The transcript has 3 exons. NCBI's taxonomy places the organism in Eukaryota, Fungi, Ascomycota, Eurotiomycetes, Eurotiales, Aspergillaceae. Bases 1 to 2133 code for a protein of 710 amino acids. Gene Ontology annotation, biological process: regulation of transcription by RNA polymerase II. The record is from RefSeq and is a predicted model, not a curated record.
AUGCCGUUGUCGAAUCGCCGGCGUGCGCGCCGGAAGGAGAUCCAACUCCAGGAAACCUCCGACGCAGAGGCUCCAGACUCGUCCCCUAGUCGUCCGUCUGCAAAGAAGCGCAAGGUCGAUCGCCGCGCCUCACCCUCACGAACCGCUAUCAAAGCGGCACCCGAAUCCGACGAUGACGAAGACUCAGCUGGCGACCAUGAUCCGUCAACCCACCAGGAUGUGGUCGACCUGGUGAUCUCAUACCUCAACAUCCCGCGCGAAGAACUGCGCGUCACGCGCGAUCACUCCAACGCCAAGACUGAGAACAAGCAGAGUAUUCAAGCCUAUGCGAAAAUCGCCGGCCGCGACUGGACCUAUUACGUCAAGUCGCUUCAUGUCAACAUCGGUCGCGAACCAGACCGCGAACAACACCCCACUGAACAAUCCAGUCCGGUCACUAUUGCCGCUCGUUCGCUCCCGGAUGUCGAUGUAGAUUUAGGUCCGAGCAAGUUUGUGUCACGGCUCCAUGCGGAGGUCUUUUAUGAUGGAAAGCAGGCGCCAGCCUGGCAUAUCCGGGUGAAUGGCCGCAAUGGCGUUCGACUGAAUAACUCGAUUCUCAAACGCGGCGCUGAUGCGAUUCUUUCUUGUGGCGAUAUCAUUGAAGUCGCCAAUACGCAGAUGAUGUUUGUCACGCCUGGUGACGUUCCCAAUAUACACCCUAGUUUUGUCGAGCGCGCGCAGCGCAUUGCGAGUGGUCAGGAACCGGAUCCGGCUUCCGUGGCUUGGGAUGCGUCGCAGCAUGCUCAUCCGCAAGCCUCGCAGACAACGGAGUCAGCGCGUCCUUCUUCAUCUGGUGGUCCUUCAUUGGCGCCAGCGCCGAACUUCCUCAAGCGCAACGUCACCCCGCCUCCCCGGUCCCCGGAUACGGCGGGCGCGCGGACGGUUAAGCAGUCUCCACUUUACAACCGGGGUAUGAUGAUGGAGAGCACAGAGGAAAUUGACUACAGUGCGGAUGCGGCUAAGGACCUCAAGCCGCCCUAUAGUUAUGCCUCACUGAUUGCGCAGGCUAUCUUCUCCAGUGAAGAGGAGAAGCUUACUCUUAACAGCAUUUACAAUUGGAUUAUGGACCGAUACGCUUUCUAUCGACACUCGCAAAGUGGCUGGCAAAAUUCUAUUCGUCACAACCUGUCUUUGAACAAGGCCUUCCAGAAAGUUCCUCGUCGAACUGAUGAGCCGGGCAAGGGAAUGAAGUGGCAGAUUGCUGUGGAGCAUCGUGAAGAAUAUAGGAAAAAGCAAGCACGAAAGGGCAAUCAAUCGUCAGCUCCGUCAUCGCCGGCGACCAAAGAGCCUCCAUCGUCAGCACGUGCUCACAUCCCUUCAAUUGAUACUUCUUUUCCCGCUACGGCUAGAAAGUCCCCACCCGUCUCAUCUCCAGGCUUCAGCUCGUUUCCCGUUGCGCCCGUAGAGGCGUUUACUCCGGAGCGUGGUUCACGAGCCGGUCGUGGUCUCGGCUCCGACCACCCACUCCGGCACAUGAACCCGCAAGGCUACGAGGAACCAUCCCCUCUACCCGCCCGCACGCGCAACACAGCCGGAUCGAGCCAAGCAACGAACACAAACCCCAGCCACGGAUACGGAAUGUCAGAUAACGUAGCCGGAUCCCCACCCGUGCUCUCAUCUUCAUACUACGACGAUGGGCCUUCAUCAAUGAUCACCCCUGCCCCUCAACGACAACAACCCCGUCUUCCUCCCCCAAGCACCGCUCAGAUCCCAUCAAAGUUCAUGCCAAUGAGCUCACCAGCCCAGUUUUGGAAAUUCGCCGAUAUUGGCAGCACCCCCGCGCGUCCGGUACCGGAUAUGAGUCCACUAAAGGGCGAGGCUGAUGAUCGGGAUCGGAUCAUUGGCAGUUUCCCAAGCAGUAGUCCACCACCUCCGAACCUGGCUAGUCCCAGCAAACCAGGAACAUCAAAUGGUCUCGGCUCAAGCAGGACAUUACCGCCGCUACAAUCUGACACUGGGGAUCUGGUUCCGACUACUUCGCGGAAAGAAGAGGAGGAAGAGGAUGAUAAUGGCUUUGAUCUUGCUCGUGGAUUCCAACCCAUCGGCUCAUACCAUCGACAAUUAAGCAAUGCAGCACGCGCCACAGCAACCUAG